This is a messenger RNA of Neoarthrinium moseri, 570 nucleotides long. RefSeq lists its product as uncharacterized. Bases 1 to 570 code for a protein of 189 amino acids. Lineage: Eukaryota; Fungi; Ascomycota; Sordariomycetes; Amphisphaeriales; Apiosporaceae. The record is from RefSeq and is a predicted model, not a curated record. The transcript has a single exon.
AUGUCGCCUGGAAGAAGUAAUCUGACAUCCCGUUUGGAAGCGUCCGCUUUCAGAACUAUAUCACUCAACCACGUCAUAAUCCCAUGCAGAUGGAAUCUCGACUCGGCAAAGGCAGCUUUAGAGAGUGCUGUGCCACCCUUGGAUCUCGCGGCAUACAAGACUGCGCGCUCGUCUGGCAACAAUGCUCAAGCUUUGGCUGCCCUCCAGGCUCUCCCAACUUUGAAUAACUUUGUGGUUCCUCCCCGCGAUUUCGGUUCACUCCUUUCAGUACUGGACCAGACGGGAAAAGCGUUUCAGUAUGAGAUCGGCAAUCCUCUCACAGCUUUGAGUAUGGCUAGAUUUGAGCUCGGAAUUGCUCUAUAUGCACCAAUACGAGUACUUCUGCGGCAGACAUCACUAGGAGGGGCAGUCUUUGAGUUUGAUCGGCCUAUAGAUACAAUGGGCCAAUUUGGAAACUCGAGGGUUGACAAGAUCGCCCAGGAUUUGGAUCGCGACCUGACACAGGUGCUCGUUCAAGCCGCCGGAUGGAAAGAGUUUGGUGAUUGGGAUACGAGACAUUCAAAACUCUGA